AUGAGGGGACAAUUUGUGCAUACCAAAGCAAAGUUGGUGACAAAGCCUUUACAGGAUAAUGCCUAUAAGCGAACUUCAUAUCGGCGGAAUCUACUAAAUAGGGAGCAACCGGAACAAAAAAGCGCCCAAACAAUUACUCUAACUUUGAUUCCAUCAUCAAGUUCUGCUUACCCAAGUAGCAUAAAUCAGUCAACUUCUUUCGGUGUCAACCCUACAAAUGAAGCCGUUUUGAGCAAAAACGAAGGCCGAAACUGUGACAAUAGCGCUCUUAAAAGCUCAGGGCCUAAAGCUCUGAAAAGUCACAUGUUCUCUGGCCAUUUAGACUCAAAUUUUAAGUUGAGCCAGCAGCUGGCGGUUGAUACCUCCUUAGGUCGUAAGGACCUAGUAGGGGAUGAAAUAAAAGAGGCUGAGGAUGAGCCUCAAAUUAUAAUUGGAACAACUUCAGCAGUAAAGGAGAGCAAGUUGUUUGAAAAAAAGCCGGUUCCAGUCAGCCAUUUUGUCAUGAGAAGCGCCGAGUGGGAAGGAAUGAUGGUGAGUUAUGGCAAUUAUACAAACAAAAAAUGA
Protopolystoma xenopodis is the source of this 564-nucleotide messenger RNA. NCBI's taxonomy places the organism in Eukaryota, Metazoa, Platyhelminthes, Monogenea, Polystomatidea, Polystomatidae. The record is from the annotation of a GenBank genome assembly.